GUACCUCUGUGGAACCCCAAGGGAUCGCAGACCCCCUGUUGAAGACCUCCCUAUUAAGAUUCACUUCUGAUAUUUUGCGCUUCUUCAUUUGGAAAAGGCAAAGUUUGCUACAGUAGAUCAAAGGAAUCUGAUCAAGUUGACUAUGGAAACAUAGAUAUUGUUACAUAACUUAAAAAAAAAAUAUUAUCCAGAAUUCAAAAUCUGAGAGUUGAAUUUUUUGAGAAAAAGUCUGCCACCAUCUGCCUACACCGGCAUCCCCAAGUUGGCAGGACGUCGCCAUACAUGGUACAUGUUUCAAGUUAAUUUAAUCUAAAUUAGAGGUGGACAUUCCUUUUCUGUGGUGAUCAAAGCAGGUGUCCAACUAACCUGGAUGCACACAGGCUUUCAUCUCUUUGAAGUGGGUGAUGAUUUGACAGCAUCAAACUCAAGACAAAGAAACUUUCUCUUAGAGGGACUACUGCCUGAUCCGUCCUAUCAAGACGUAUCAUCAUUAAGGGCCAUGAGCUGCUGCUGGGGAUACAGCCUUCAAAAUCUUUUGACAUGGAACACCUAAAAUGGAAACACAACUAACUUCAAUACUUCAGUUUAAGCGUUAAUUAUCAAGAAGACAUCCUCCUCUGCCGUUUAAAUUUUUCUUAGCCUGGCCUUCUUGCCCCUAUCUGCACCCCUUCCCAUUUCAAAUUUGAACUACUGCUCUCUUCCUUUCCCCUGUCAGCUCCAAUAUCCCCCCUCUCCAUUCACCUAAGGUGACAUCCAACGCUCUGAAUUCAAACCAUGGCUGCUAGACAACGUUUGUCCUUCCUGUUUCCAUCCCUGCAUCUUUCCCUCCUCCUUCCUGCACUGUUGCUCCUACGCCUGCCUGUUAUGGUGAAAGGGGACUGCUGGCUGAUAGAGGGGGAUAAAGGUUACGUUUGGUUGGCUAUCUGCAGUCAGAACCAACCUCCGUUUGAGACCAUUCCCCCGCACGUCAACAGCACGGUUCAUGACUUGAGGUUGAAUGAGAACAAACUCAAAGCAGUGCUAUUUACCUCCAUGUACCGCUUCACAAACCUUACUGAUCUCAACCUUACGAAGAAUGAGAUAAGCUACAUUGAAGAUGGAGCCUUUACUGGACAAGCUAACCUUCAGGUUCUACAGCUGGGUUACAACAAACUGACCAAUUUGACUGAGGGAAUGUUGAGAGGCCUAGGGCGAUUGCAGUGCCUCUUUUUACAGCACAACCUCAUUGAGGUCAUUGCCAACAAUGCCUUCUGGGAGUGUCCUAACCUUAGCAGCCUGGAUUUAUCUUUAAAUAAGUUGGCCCGUCUUGACCCAUCUACCUUUACUGUCCUCAACAGGCUAAUGGUUUGUGAGCUUGCAGGAAACCCAUUCCAUUGUGGCUGUGAGCUCUACAAUUUUUUGACAUGGCUAGAGGAGUUCAACAAUGUAACCCACACUUAUGACCGCCUCCAAUGUGAAACUCCAACAGAACUGACAGGUUACCCACUCCUGGGUCCAGUCCCUGGGCAUGGAAGAAAUGCCCGGUACAUCCUUUUAUCUGUCUGUCGUGAUGGCGUAAUUAUUCCCGGAAUGACCUCCCAGAUGCCAGAUCCAGAUGGGUCAGGAAUGGAUUUAGACGGUUCCGAUCUGGGUCUAUACCCUCAGCCAACCACAACAUCUACAGCUGAUCCCAACUAUGUUUCUCAGAUUUCCAUUAAACUUGAAUCGGUCUCCCUGUCCACUGCAUCACUGUUUGUGCAGAUUCCAAAGCCAUAUAGUAAGAUGUUCAUCCUUUCCCAAUAUAAUGAUACCUUCCCUACAGACAUAAUGCCCCUUACAAAGAAAAAGGAGAAGAUUCCUAUAGAUAAGCUGAAACCACACACUAAUUACACUUACUGUGUGGCUUCUGCAAGUAAAUUGCAACGCUACAAUCAUACUUGCCUGUCUUUCACUACAAGAGCUAUUGGCCCAGAGGACCUCCGUUCCAAUCCUUCUACAACUACUCACUACAUUAUGACCAUCUUGGGAUGUCUCUUUGGUAUGGUGAUUGUGCUUGGACUUGUCUACUACUGCCUCAGGAGGCGACGCAUCCAAGAAGAAAAGGAAAAGGCUAUAAGCGUGAAAAAAACAAUCCUGGAGAUGAGGUAUGGCUCUGAAGCAGCUGCAGCUGUUGCCAAUGACCCAGGUGCUAUCCAGCGUCUUCAGGAGCAGUCCCACCACCACCAUUCAGGAGGAGCUGGAGGCAAGCCUCCACCAUCAACUUCUUCUAGCACAGGGAUGCUGCAUGGAUCAGCAAACACAAGUUCUUCUCGCCUAACUUUGCCCCAGGGGGAAAAAAUGGCCUCUGCCUUCUCUGAAGCAACAUGCAGCAAGAGUAACUACAUGGAUGUUAGGACAACAGGAAUCGCUGGCGACAGCAGAGAUGGCGUAGUGAUUGCUGGGGGAAUUGGAGGAGAAGUAGUUGUUGAUAUGCGUGGUGUAGCUGAAAAUGGAACAGGGGCUGGGGAAGAUUCGGAUGACGAUGGUCACGGCUCAGCAUCAGAAAUUUCCACUAUCGCUAAAGAGGUGGACAAAGUGAAUCAGAUCAUCAACAAUUGUAUUGAUGCCCUUAAGCUGGAUGCCUCUGCCAAUACUGUGACGACAGCUGAUGAUGGUAACUCUCUGUCUUCCUCCCAGCCUCCUUGCAUGGCCCCCCUUCCCCGCAAUCUUUUGCCUCUCUCUACUGCAUCUACUGGAGAUCAGAUCAUGGCCUCUUCUCCAAAGGUACACCCAAAGUCUCAGCCACACCCUCAUCCUCAGCCACAACCUCAGUCCCAUCCUCAGCCUCACCCACAGCUACAUCAGCAGCCGCAUCCCCCUUCAAUGGCCCCGGUUCCCCUAGUCAUGCCUCUGUCGGAGCGGCCUGGCAUCAGUGGAGGUGGGUUUCUUUCCCCUCCUUACCGUGACCCACCCCCAGCUAAUGCAGUACGGCCCCUUCAGAGGCAGCACAGUGCUGACACUGCUGUAGUAAAGAACCGUUGUGGUGCUCCUGCUGCUGUACCUGUCAAGAAUACAAGAGUGUACAAUGUAGAAGUACCGGAACAGCGAAAUGACCCACCCAAGUAUCCAACAGAGAAGGGGAAUCCUGCUGUUUGUGGUGGGAUGGGUGGAAAUGGGGGACCUGGUGGUGUAGGAGGAUGUGGUGGAAAUGGAAAGGGAAAUAUAAAUGGUGGUGGAGUGAGUUUAAAUGGUGGUGGUAUAGGGUGCAAUAAUGGGAAUGGAAGUGGAUGCGGGGCCUCUGGGCCUGGACAGCAGCAGCAUCACUUGGAGGUUCAGCCAGACUACCACAGCUCAGAGCACCGACACUCCUUUCCUGCACUCUACUAUGAGGAUAGCAAUGACUCACCAUUACCUGCCCAAAAGGCCUCAUUCCUAAAGCCACUGGGGCGCACAAAGAGGGAUGCAACAGCUACCUACUCCCAGCUCUCUCCUUCUCGUCACCAUAGUUACAACUCUGGGUACUCCUCAAGUCCAGAGUACACAUCUGAGAGCACUCUACGCAUCUGGGAGCGUUUUCGACCAUACAAAAAAAACCCACGUGAGGAGGCCUCCUACAUAGCAGCAGGACAUGCCUUACGUAAGAAGGUGCAGUUUGCCAAGGAUGAGGAUCUUCAUGAUAUUUUGGAUUAUUGGAAGGGUGUUUCUGCCCAGCAAAAGAUGUGAGUUGAAAAAAAAACUCUAAUAUUUCUUGAGAGAUUUUAAGUUGAAGAGCAACAGCAGACUAAUGCUGGGGUGGGAUAAAGCCUUCUGCAGCGGGGUCUUGUGACUUGGGUUUUCAUCCAAAAGACCCAGAGUUGACAUAUCUGUAGGUGAUUUUUUUUAAAACAUGUAUUUGGUGACAGUACAUAGACAUUUUUAAUGGUUGCACACGAGGCUGGUGUUUGUCACCACAACACUCAGUAAUCUGGUCACCUGAUGACCUCAUGCUGGGCACUUUGGUCCUUGCAGGCUUUAAAGACAUGUAAGUCCAUUCUAAUCAGCAAAGUUAAAGUGGUGAUACACAUCUUCUACCUCAUUACUGGUACAAUGUAGCUCAACUAUCUUAGUAGAAGCAGCGUCAUUAUUACUUGAGCCCUUUUUUUCCUAAUUCCUUCAAAUAUUGAUUUAAAGGACAGCAAUUCAGCUGCACUACUUCUACGUGGGCUGCUAUGAAAAGAUAAAUUAGAGUGGUAGAAGUUUUUUUUGUAAAAGGUCUUUUUGUAUACACGCCUUUGGGGAGAAACAUUAAAUCAUACUUAUCAUUAUCAUCCUUAUUGUUCUCCCUGGCAAUUAGCCAGUGUAACAGCAGGUCAGGGAUACUGUUUGUUGAGCAAAAUGUUAUUGAUGUUAAACACCCAAUGGCACAUUUUCAGUGGCGUCUGUACAUACGGGCUGUGGGUUUUAAUGUGCAAAAUCCCCUUUUAAUUGCUGAGGGAAGUGGGAGCUGAGUCAUUAUUUAUCUCAUGCUCAGUAUAAGAGCAAAAGAGUUUGAUAAUAGACACGAGGAAUCAACCUGGAAAAGGUUGUGUGAACUUCAGAAAGAUUAGAGUUUUGCUCAUUUUGAAUUUUUAGAUGUUGUGAGCAAAUAGUCUAAAAAAAUGUACAGGCAUUUUGCCUCAUUUCCUUGUUUACAUUUACAUUUCAAUAGGCUGAGUCAUACUAAAAUUACUUUACGGUAAGCUGUGUGAGCAGAAAGUGCAGGUGUAAGCUUGUGUGCUAAAUAGCCAAGUAAUCACAUUUUAGAAAAGAAGCAGAUUGAGAGCAGGUUAAAGGUUUCCUGUGAACAUCCUACUGCUAAAGGGAUGUGAAAAAAGGUCUAACGGUUUUCUUGCUGUGGCUGUAUUAUAUCAAGGCCAGCCUGCACCAAAAUGCUCUCUGCAAUACACAGUAAAUGUUGGUUAAAUAACUGAUUUAAGGGUUACUUUUUCUGAUUUAAGCUGAAUGAAGUUUGAAGAAGAAAAAAAAGUCCACCUGUGUUUGGCAAUUCUGACAAAUUGGUAGCUUGCUUCGGACCAAAGUGCCCUUAGGAGGUAAGGUUUUAAUUAUUUAUUUCAUAACAUUUGAUCAGAUACUGUAUACACACACACACACACCAACAAACCCACACACGUGUUUAAGAAAAAGAGGAGCAAGGAUUGAAUUCCACUUUAAAGUCAGUUUUAACACAAGUGUCUAAAUUUAAGAAAAUUGGAGACCAACUUACCUGGUAUGACUACAAUGACAUAAUCAGUGUCAGUUCCUGACCAAAUUUAUAGUACCAGGACUGUAGCAAGCAAACAGAAAAGUUUGGAGAAAAAAAGAGAAAAAAUCAAGGGACCAAUCCUUUGAGUUUCUGUCCCGGUGCAUGUCAUCAUAAGAAUUUCAUUUAACAUUAUAUUUUCACAUCAGGGGCCAUAACAUAAGCAUCACCACCAUAAAUUAUACAAUUUUAAUCUCACACUACCCUAUGUUGUUUACACCAAAAAUGAUUCACCCAUUCUCUGUUGCCAUGUUAGGAAUUUUAUCACUAUAUUUAGCAACAUUUCAGAACCCUUAAGUUACUUUUUUUUUACCAAAAAUGUGGCAUUUUUUUUCCCGUGCUGUUGGGAGUCUUUGGUGACAACAUGAAAGCACUGAUUGCUCUAAGUUUACUGUGAGUGACUGACUGACUGAGCCCCUCCUUCCUUCAAAACACUGGCAGGGAGGUCAGACUAGUCCAGAGAAACAACUGUUUUCUGUGGUUUAGGAGACUUUGGUGAUGACUUGAAGGCACUAAUUGCUCUGACUUUACUGUCUUCACCAAACAGAACAGUGAUUGUUGCUGAAAGCUCCUCCAAAACAUUCAUAGGUAGUCAGAGUCAGCAGCAAGCCAUACCUGCAGUCUGGGGGAGAAGAGCGACUCCCCUCUGUUUUCCCGUUGAAAAUGAGUCACACAUGCAAGUUUACACUGCUUUUGCCCUUUCUAAAGUGGAAUAUAAAUAUAUAUUGAAAACAUUGUUUUUUGUUCUUUAGAAACCGUUACACUAAUAUAGAUCCCUGCCAGCAUUUG
Molecule: messenger RNA, 6025 nt
Organism: Cyprinodon variegatus (sheepshead minnow)
Lineage: Eukaryota; Metazoa; Chordata; Actinopteri; Cyprinodontiformes; Cyprinodontidae
Product: protein phosphatase 1 regulatory subunit 29-like
Exons: 8
Coding region: 775-3681 (968 amino acids)
Cellular component (GO): plasma membrane
Molecular function (GO): protein binding
Source: RefSeq, a predicted model, not a curated record